AUGUAAUAAUAUCCAAUUAGAUCCUACUCCAAGCAUUAAAACCAGCUUCAAGAACACUCCACAAGGUAUACUCCAAACAAGUUCACAGAUUGGCACAAAAAAUAUGAACCAAAACAUAAGCUUGACUGCCAACCUGAUCUGUAUUUCCACGCUUAAUCGAUCAUCAACCAAAGGCAAUUCCAAGUUAGAGAGAGAAGAUUCUCUUAACCUGAUUACCCAUAACAAAAACUGAGUCAAUACUCAUCAGAACCCUCAAACAAAGAAAAUAGACCACAAUUCUAAACCAAAUUUGAUUUCAAAAAUAUUGAUCAUAUCCUCUAAAAUAGACUCAACCAGAGACUCUGA
Paramecium octaurelia is the source of this 345-nucleotide messenger RNA. The record is from the annotation of a GenBank genome assembly. NCBI's taxonomy places the organism in Eukaryota, Ciliophora, Oligohymenophorea, Peniculida, Parameciidae.